This is a messenger RNA of Saccostrea cuccullata (small rock oyster), 2157 nucleotides long. RefSeq lists its product as uncharacterized. The transcript is spliced from 2 exons. The coding region runs from base 85 to 2064 and encodes 659 amino acids. The record is from RefSeq and is a predicted model, not a curated record. NCBI's taxonomy places the organism in Eukaryota, Metazoa, Mollusca, Bivalvia, Ostreida, Ostreidae.
CCUUACUUCUAUAAAAAGGAUGAUAUUAAAUAGAACAAAUGAUCUUGCCUGAGAGCAUGCGAGAAUUUGUGACAGCCUGACGAAAUGGAGGAAUUGAAAAAGACAACAUGGCAAUUUUUAACGGGAGGACGUUUGCUUCAAAUGCAAUCCUUACAACACGGAUCGACUCCUACUAAACAAAUGAUGGAUUUCUAUACCAGGGAACUUUGGAAAUACUUGGAUUUUGCAAUAGGCACAGAGGAAGAUGUUAAAUUACGAAGAGAAAUAAACGGAGUCUAUGUGGAGGUGAUGAAUGUUAGUCAGAUAAGUGAUCAAUUCAUUUCUGGAAGUGCCGCUGAAGGAUUUAAAUUUCAUUGGAGUGAUCUUGAUAUAAUGUGGUCCUUAACAAAAGAAACUGUUGUCAUGGAAUUAGAAGGAUUGACAAACUUUAAACAUAUUAAAUUCAUUGCAAGUGACAUUGGUUGCAAACCAAGCUUCUGUAAACUUGUGCCUUAUCCUUUUGUUAGUUUAAUGAAAAGGUUUGUCAAAGUGUGUGAUGCCGAGUGUGUUUCUAGGAUAAAGUUUUUUGAAGAUUGUCACAAAUACAGCUACAAUAAAUGCACCGAUAGCACAAGUCACGGACCAUGUGUUACAUCAUACAUAUCGAGGGAAUACGAUGUUUGCUUUUGCUUUCCUAUACACCCAAUUUCCUCACAUAAGAUUUUGAGGAAUUUUUCCACAACAUUUUGGAAUGAUUUAAAGUUACGUCUGUUAGAAAAAAGUGUUACCGUGAUGCAUGUUGUUCCAAAAGGUCCCACAAACGGCGAUGUUAAAGGUAUCCAGUGGCUUAAAUCAUUCUGUGCUCUUGAGCAACACAUUAUUCAUUCACUAAAUCACGUUCAAUUCUGUUGUUAUGGUUUAUUGAAAAUUGUUAUCCAUGAUAAAAUUGAAGAACAUAGUGAAAUGUAUGACACUUUGAGUUCAUAUCAUUUAAAGACAGUUUUGUUUCAUGUUUUGGAAGAUAUACAUUCCGAUUUUUGGAUUCCAAGAAAUAUUCUCUACUGCUUUUGGAUUUGUUUUACACGCCUAAUUUUAUUUGUUAGUAAAGGUGUUUGUCCUAAUUAUUUUUUCCCAGAAUGCAACCUUUUUCUCCAGGGUACAACUUUAACGAAAAAAAGCAAAAUUGAAGAAAUUCUUUUGGAUGUCAUGAAAUCAAAGCCAUAUUAUCUUGUAAGUGUAACCAGAAUUUCAUCUCUUAAUAAUCCUGCUCGUAUGAUUCAGCAAAACCCAAAAAAAUUACGAGACCUCAUGACGUUUUCUAUGGCAUUGAUGAAUGUGAAAGGGUACCAGGGAACCUUUCAGAAAUGUAUGCUUUCCAUUGUAAAAAUAUUUCAGUUUUUAGAAAAUGAGAAAGACGAACGAAUAAUUGCGUCGCUGAAAUAUCUAUUCAUCAGUUUUAUGAAAAGAGCUGGGGUCAUUCUUUAUGAAAAGUUUGUUUUGACUGGUUUUACCCAGUACCUACUGUCUGCGGAGGCAGCCUUUAUCUUGGAACGGAAUUUUCUGGCAUCUGCAGGACUAUUUUUAGCCACACUGUGGUAUUGCCAGGGAAAAUAUAACUCUGCAAUAGAAGUGCUCUGUCAUGUUCUCGACAAAUUACCAGAUAGUAUACUCAUGUUUGUUAUUUAUAAUAGUUUCCUCUUGUGUGAUAUUGACAAACCAAGGUGUAAUAUAUCGCAUCUUUUAGAAAAAUAUUGCUCAUGGAAUAUAUCCUUUCCUAGAAAUAGCUGUUGUUAUCCCGAAGAUCUUAAAAGUGAUGUUCAUGCUUGUCCGAUGAAUGACUUCGUAAUGUAUGACAAAUCAUACGCUUUAUUUUUGAUGUUCCUUUGUCAUUUGGAGAUGGGACAUAGCAGGAAUUGUAAAAAUACACUUCGAAAACUGUAUGACUCUUACAAAGAUAUACGUUUUUGUUUGUUGUAUUCUCAAGCUCGUGAAAAUUCUGAAAAACUUGCAACGAUAGCCAAAAGAAAAUUGAAAAACAAAACAAGACAGAACACAAAGAAACAAUGUAAAACAAAAAAGAAAUGAUAAAAAAUACUGCGAUUGUUACAAUUGUUGCUUUUCUGCAGACUUAAUGAAUAAUCAUUUUUAAAGCUAUAGUUAAGUGAAUAAUGUAACAAG